AUGUCCACUACUAUCGAUAAGCAUCUUCACGAUGCCAAAUGUACACACAAACCGCUCGAGCUUAUCAAUGAAAAGCCAAUUGACUACUCAGCUGACGGCUUGUUCGGCUACGGUAAGAUUCAAUUGACUACCUACACUGAAGACCCAGAGGUAAAACCAAUUCCUUUGGCUUGGGGACAUUCGAACCCGUUGAGUAGAGGUCCAAUCACUCCUUCUAGAUACGGAAACGGAAUGUACAAACACAAUGCAAUUGGAGCUCAUGCUGGGCCAUACUCCAUUUAUCAUGCAUUGGCCGUCGGUUCCAAACAGUUGAAACUGAAUCACAAAGCCGAUUACACUAAUGCCCAGCCACCUGUUGAUUUCCCUCAACAACCCCAAUGGUCUGGUUUAGAGAAGAUCGUCGCCAUGGAUCCAUUUGGCCACCUUGCACCAUGGUUGUUUUCUGAUGUAUCUGAGAAGGAAGGUGUCGAAAUUAGGCCCACCAUCUCUAUCACCAAGGCAAACUUGCAAUUGACCGAAUUGAAAGAAGAGGUUGCCAAGGGUAAUUUAAAGGUUGAUGGCGAGGUAUGUGUUAACAGUAAUGGUGAUUUGCAUAUCACUAAACUUGCCGUAGACCCAGUUUGGUAUCUGCCCGGAGUUGCAAAGAGAUUCGGCAUUUCUGAAGGUACUCUUCGCCGUGCUCUAUUUGAAGAUACCAAUGGAAUGUAUCCAGAAUUGAUUACUAGACCAGAUAUCAAAGUGUUCUUACCACCAAUCGGAGGAUUAACCGUUUACAUUAUGGGAGACCCAAAGUUUGUUUCUGAUCCUUCAAAGAAGUUAGCUUUGAGAGUACAUGACGAGUGCUCAGGUUCUGAUGUUUUCGGAUCUGACAUUUGUACUUGUCGUCCCUAUUUGAUUUUUGGAAUAGUUGAAGCCGCAAAGGAGGCACAAAAUGGCGGUUCUGGAAUGGUCAUUUACUUUAGAAAGGAGGGCAGAGCCCUUGGAGAAGUAACCAAGUACCUUGUUUACAACGCCCGUAAGAGAGGGGGUGACACAGCAGCUGAAUAUUUCCACAGGACAGAGUGCAUUGCCGGAGUCAAAGACAUGAGAUUCCAGGCUUUGAUGCCCGAUAUCUUGCAUUUCUUGGGGGUCACCAAGAUUGAUAGAAUGCUAUCAAUGUCCAACAUGAAGUAUGAUGCGAUUGUGGACCAAGGAAUUACCAUUAAGGAAAGAGUCCCUAUCCCAGAUGAGAUGAUUCCACCAGAUUCUCGAGUUGAAAUUGAUGCCAAGAUUGCCGCUGGCUAUUUCACAACCGGAAAAGUUAUGACACAGGAUGAGCUCAAGAACGUCCAAGGACGUACUUGGGAGAUCUGA
Molecule: messenger RNA, 1353 nt
Organism: Komagataella phaffii GS115
Lineage: Eukaryota; Fungi; Ascomycota; Pichiomycetes; Pichiales; Pichiaceae
Exons: 1
Coding region: 1-1353 (450 amino acids)
Biological process (GO): riboflavin biosynthetic process
Molecular function (GO): GTP cyclohydrolase II activity
Source: RefSeq, a predicted model, not a curated record